CUUUCUCUUGCGCUUCUGGAGAGUAUCUAGAGAUGAAGAACCAGGUAUGCAGUAAGUGUGCCGAAGGCACCUACUCCUUGGGCAGUGGCAUCAAAUUUGAUGAAUGGGAUGAAUUGCCAGCAGGAUUUUCCAACGUUGCAACAUUCAUGGACACUGUGGUGGGCCCUUCUGACAACAGGCCAGACGGCUGUAACAACUCUUCUUGGAUCCCUCGUGGAAACUACAUAGAGUCUAAUCGUGAUGACUGUACGGUGUCUCUAAUCUAUGCUGUGCACCUUAAGAAGUCAGGCUAUGUCUUCUUUGAGUACCAGUAUGUCGACAACAACAUCUUCUUUGAAUUCUUCAUUCAAAAUGAUCAGUGCCAGGAGAUGGAUACCACCACAGACAAGUGGGUAAAACUCACUGACAAUGGAGAAUGGGGCUCUCAUUCUGUAAUGCUGAAAUCAGGCACAAACAUACUGUACUGGAGAACUACAGGCAUCCUUAUGGGUUCUAAGGCUGUCAAGCCCGUCUUGGUGAAAAAUAUCACAAUUGAAGGGGUGGCUUACACUUCAGAAUGUUUUCCAUGCAAGCCAGGGACAUUCAGCAACAGGCCAGGUUCAUUCAACUGCCAGGUGUGUCCCAGAAACACCUAUUCUGAGAAAGGGGCCAAAGAAUGCAUAAGGUGUAAAGAGGAUGCCCAGUUUUCAGAGGAAGGAUCCAGUGAGUGCACGGAGCGCCCACCCUGUACCACAAAAGACUAUUUCCAGAUCCAUACUCCAUGUGAUGAAGAUGGAAAGACGCAGAUAAUGUACAAGUGGAUAGAACCCAAAAUCUGCAGGGAAGAUCUCACCGAUGCUAUUAGAUUGCCCCCUUCUGGAGAGAAGAAAGAUUGUCCACCUUGCAACCCUGGAUUUUAUAACAAUGGUUCAUCUACUUGUCAACCCUGCCCUCCUGGGACCUUUUCAGAUGGAACAAAGGAAUGUAGACCAUGUCCAGCGGGAACGGAGCCGGCACUUGGGUUUGAAUAUAAAUGGUGGAAUGUCCUUCCUGGCAACAUGAAAACUUCCUGUUUCAAUGUUGGGAACUCCAAGUGUGACGGAAUGAAUGGUUGGGAGGUGGCUGGAGAUCAUAUCCAGAGUGGAGCUGGAGGUUCUGAUAAUGAUUACCUGAUCUUAAACUUGCAUAUUCCAGGAUUUAAACCACCAACAUCUAUGACUGGAGCCACAGGUUCUGAACUAGGAAGAAUAACCUUUGUCUUUGAGACCCUCUGUUCCGCAGACUGUGUCCUGUACUUCAUGGUGAAUAGACGGUUCAUCAAUGACAUGGUGAAGAUCUAUUCUAUCAUAGCCACUAAUGCAGUUGAUGGGGUGGCGUCUUCAUGCCGUGCCUGUGCCCUUGGUUCUGAACAGUCGGGCUCAUCGUGUGUCCCCUGCCCCCCAGGCCACUACAUUGAGAAAGAAACCAACCAGUGCAAGGAGUGUCCACCUGACACCUACCUGUCCAUACAUCAGGUCUAUGGCAAGGAGGCUUGUAUUCCCUGUGGGCCUGGGAGUAAAAGCACUCAGGAUCACUCAGUUUGCUAUAGUGACUGCUUUUUCUACCAUGAAAAAGAAAAUCAGAGUUUGCAUUAUGACUUCAGCAACCUCAGCAGCGUGGGUUCCUUAAUGAAUGGGCCCAGCUUCACCUCCAAAGGAACAAAAUAUUUCCAUUUCUUCAAUAUCAGUUUAUGUGGGCAUGAGGGGAAGAAGAUGGCUCUCUGUACUAAUAACAUAUCGGAUUUUACAGUAAAGGAAAUGGUGGCAGGAUCAGAUGAUUACACCAACUUGGUAGGGGCUUUUGUGUGCCAGUCAACAAUUAUCCCUUCUGAAAGUAAGGGUUUCCGAGCAGCCUUGUCAUCCCAGUCCAUCAUUCUGGCAGACACAUUUUUAGGAGUAACAGUUGAAACCACAUUGCAAAACAUUAAUAUAAAAGAAGACAUGUUCCCAGUUUCACCAAGCCAAAUACCAGAUGUGCAUUUCUUUUAUAAGUCUUCCACAACUACAACGUCCUGUAUUAAUGGCCGAUCAACUGCUGUGAAAAUGAGGUGUAAUCCUACUAAACCUGGAGCGGGCGUGAUUUCAGUCCCCAGCAAGUGCCCAGCAGGCACCUGUGAUGGAUGUGCAUUCUAUUUCCUGUGGGAGAGUGCUGAAGCUUGCCCUCUGUGCACCGAGCAUGACUUCCAUGAGAUUGAGGGAGCCUGCAAAAGAGGAUUUCAGGAAACCUUAUAUGUCUGGAAUGAACCUAAAUGGUGCAUUAAAGGAAUUUCUUUGCCUGAGAAAAAACUGUCAACCUGUGAAACAGUUGACUUUUGGCUAAAAGUAGGAGCUGGCGUGGGAGCUUUCACAGCCGUUUUGCUGGUGGCUCUAACAUGCUACUUCUGGAAGAAGAAUCAAAAACUGGAGUACAAAUAUUCCAAAUUGGUAAUGACAACUAACUCAAAAGAGUGUGAACUCCCAGCUGCAGACAGUUGUGCUAUAAUGGAAGGGGAAGAUAAUGAAGAGGAAGUUGUAUAUUCAAAUAAACAGUCUCUACUGGGAAAACUCAAAUCUUUGGCAACAAAGGAAAAAGAAGACCAUUUUGAAUCUGUUCAAUUGAAAUCCUCAAGAUCACCCAAUAUAUGAAGAGACAGUGCUGUAGCCUUCAGACUAAUGAACAAAGAAACCGUCUCUGUGGUUUUACAGGACCCUGUGUUAGGGUGUGUCUUCACACCUGUCAUGUUGGUGAUCUCACAGAGGAAGGCCUUGGCACUGAAAUGAGAAAGAGGUUGAAAUGUUUGAUUGCCUUAUCACAUGGUCAAGUACCUUGCCAAACAAAGGAAAGCAAAUGAUUUGGGUCUCAACUGAAGAUGAAACUUAACUCAGGAAGAGAUUUAUCUGUAUAUACACAUAACUGAAAACCAAGUUUAUGCCCACCAGUGCACUGCUGAUGCAUGCCAUAUAAUUAUUGGGUAAUUUUUAUUCUUUAUAAUGUCUACAUAAAAAGUGUGCUUUGGAGGGCAGAUGUGAGCAUAAGCCUUGUGAUCUUGUUUAUGUCUUGUCUUUGUUUAUGUUUGGGGGAAGAUUUGAAAAAAAUUUAAAGGUAUAAUUAUUUUUCCCAUUAUUUAUUUUCUCAACAGACCUUAAACAUCUUUUCUAUUAAAAAAAAUGGUGAGCAAUGAAAGACAAUAAAUUUUUCUUUUUACAUAGGGCAUUUUUACUUGGUUUCCGAAGCUUAUGUCAUCAGUAAUAUUUUAGAAAGAAUUAGCAUGUAUUGGGGUUAUUUAAACCUAUAAUUGCCUUUGAAAUUCCAUCCUUGUUGGAAUUGGUAAGAAGAGCUUGACUGGAAGUUUGAAGGAAUAUUAAAAAAAAAAAAAACACGUGGGCGUAAGAAGGCUUUGACUUUCCAUUAAUGCAAAUAAGCAGGUAUUAUCAUAAAAGUAAAAUGGCUUAAAACAGUUUGUUGGUGCCUGAAGAAUAAAUAAGUGGGAAAACUUGUUAUUAAACUAGUUGCACAAUUAUGAAGAAGAAAGGGCUUCUUCUUCUUAAGUCCAAAUAACUGUACAGAGGUAUUGGGAUAAUUUCACAGUCAAGAAAAUGUUAGUGGGACAUUUCCUUCAUGUAAAAGCACCAGAGGUUUGAUUAUUUUUCUGCUGCAAGACUUUGAGGAUUAUGACUUUGGUGGAAGCAUCUUACCCCACCCCCACCCCCACUAAGCCAAUAGACAGGAAUUCAAUUUUGGAAACGCAUAUAUUGUAUUCAUGAUAAGAAUGUGAUUGUACUAUAAACAGUUAUGAAAUAAGUAGUGUUCUUAUUCAAAACUGAUCCAGAAAAUUGUGAUAUUUCUUAUGAUGGAUUACUAGUCAUAGCACAACUUGGACAUUAUUUGUUAAAAGAAGUUUGAAGAUAGAUUUAACCAAUUUUGUGUAAAUUUUGUUUUGGAACUGAGAAACAAGAGGGUUCACUGGCAAUUGAUGAUCUAAGGUGCUCUGGUUUGUUUCCAAUAAACAGUUAUCUUUACAGACCUUAAUCCAGAUUUUUAAAAAAGAUCUGUGUUGGCUAAAGGAGGCAGGGUAUAGGUAUAAGGUUUUUGCCCCAGAUAUUUCAAUGAAAUAUGAGUUGUAACUUUUGAUAUUGCAGACAGUCUCAUCAUUUUUGUGAAAAAAUGGGAUAAAAUGAAUAAUUAUGUAUUUGACUGGUGGAUAAAACACUAGACCAUUUGAUUUCAUUAAAUGAAUUUUUUGUUUUGUGUACAGCUCUGCUAUUGUGUACAGGUAUAGAGGAAGUUGCCAUUGUUUCAUUGUUCAUUAUGGGUUUCAAGAGGAUAUCACAGUGUAUAAAACUUUUUUUUCCACUUAAAUUCUUGAAUCUUUAUAUAAAGAAGAAAUUAUUUUGGCAUUACUCAUUUUUAUCCCACUAAUAGACUAUUGGUAUGCCUUCCCCCAUCUUGACAAAAUUUAACCAGAAGAAUGAAAAUACACUUGAAAUGCACCCUUUCAGAGGAACCCUGAUAAAGUUGUACAGACUGGACAGACUCAGAAAGUUUCCGCAGUCACCAGUCACCUCUCUCUUCAUCUUCUGCUGUGCUCAACAUGUAUGUUUCAAGCCAUAGAGAUAAUUGGGAUUUGCUCCCAGGUAGCUUCUUUCUUCUCUUGUCACUGGACUAAAAUCUCUGACAUGUCAAAAAUGCCUUAAAUUUUUAAUGAACUCUCUGAAAAUGUAGUUGAUAUUAAAGAAUUUAUUUAUUUUAUUUCUAAUUUUAGAUACUAAAUAGAUUUUGUCAGCUCAGUCCCAGCUUUGGAAAUAGCUGCCUAUUUCCUUUGGAUUCCAGUGGCUUGUCAUUUUAUUUGAAGAGCUGAAGAAAAAUGACAGAAUAUUAUGAGGAAAAUAUUCAGAUCAAUUCUGGUUAUAAAAUUCACUUCAUAGCUGGCCUUUGCAAAGCUCAGUGAAAUGUUGAAAACAUAAACAAAUUAAUUAUGUUUCUGUGACUUAAUUGACAUUUGUUGUUCCUUUACCCCUAAGUGGUAGAAAAAGGUGUUAUUUGUUAUUUUCCAAAAGGCCCAGUUUUGAGGCCUUAAAUACUUCAUUAAAUCAACUGUCGCCUAUAACAUCUCUUAGCACUCUGUGAAAACUAUUUAAAUCAAUUUUACAUGGGAUGAGAACAUGUCUUCUAUGGAUAAAUUAUAUCAUGCCAUUUAAUGAUGUUGAGCAAUUUGAUAUGUGUUCAUUUGAUUUAAAAGACUGACUUUUAUUAUUAUUGAUUUUUCCCCCUUUGGUUACUCAUAAUCAAAUCCUUCCUAGGAUUAAAAAUAUUUCGUAUUA
Ictidomys tridecemlineatus (thirteen-lined ground squirrel) is the source of this 5318-nucleotide messenger RNA. The record is from RefSeq and is a predicted model, not a curated record. NCBI's taxonomy places the organism in Eukaryota, Metazoa, Chordata, Mammalia, Rodentia, Sciuridae.